AAGCUUUUGUUAAAUUGGGAGACAGGGAAAGAGCUCAAGCGGGAUUGUCCCAAUUACUAGGCUAUUAGGGUCCAAUUCCUCAACCAUAUGAAAAAUGAAACUUUUGCCUUUUUGUACUUGGCUUCCAUACCUUUUGUUUUUUAUCAUGUGUUUGGGAUCAGAGUGUGGGACCGUUGGGCGAAUGAGGAGAUCCAAAAGAGACUUAGUGCGUAUUAGGGAAGCCUUCCCAGAAGCUUGUGCCACAAGCUUGCCUCGGGGCAAACGUUCUCUGCCCGGGAUGAAUCAGUGGAUGCCACGCCAGCACACUCGUUCCUCACAUGCGGAGGAGAGUUCCCCUGGUCGGGUGAGAGCAGUUUACUUCACGGGCAGAGGAGACCAGCUCCGUCUCAAACCUGCAGUGGAUGUACCAAGAGGGAAUUUUACCCUUGAAAUAUGGAUCAAACCAGAGGGAGGGCAACGAUCCCCAUCUAUAAUAGCAGGUCUCUACGAUAAGUGUUUCUAUGCAUCCAGCGACCGAGGCUGGCUUCUGGGCAUCCGGGCAGUGAGUGAGAAGGCCAACAAGGACCCCCGGUUCUUCUUCUCCCUGAAGACGGACCGUGCCCACAAGGUCACCACCAUUAUCUCCAACACACGCUACCUGCCCAACCAGUGGUCCCACCUGGCCGCCACCUAUGAUGGCCUGCUCAUGAAGCUGUUCGUCAAUGGGGCUCAAGUGGCUGUGAGCCCGGAGCAGUCCGGUGAGAUCUUUAGCCCCCUCACAAAAAAGUGUAAAGUGCUCAUGGUAGGUGGAAAUGCCCUCAGCCACAACUACCGAGGCUCAGUGGAUCGUCUUAGCCUGUGGAAGCAGGCCCUCUCACAGCGGGAGAUCCAGCACUACAUGCACUUUCGGGGUCACACACCACUCAAUGACGUCUCCCACCUUGUAGUGCAGGAGAACUUUGAAAAUGCCUUGCGGAGGUGGUUGACGGUAAAAGAUGGGAGCUUCCCGUUGACAGAGGAGCCCGGGCAUGGUCAUGAAGGUCCCUUGAGGGGCUCACUGGACACCACCCUGGAGCCCCCGCCUUGUGGCCAGACAGUCUGCGACAACGUGGAGGUGGUGACCAACUACAACCACUUCUGGAGCUUCAGGAAGUCCAAAACAGUUCGCUACCGUGUGGUAAAUGUACACGAUGACGAGCACAGGAAGCCAACAGUCACUGAGCACCAGAUCAACCUACAGCACCAGCAUCUAAACGAUGCCUUCCGCCCAUACAACAUCACCUGGGAGAGGACGGUGCUAAACGUAUUCAACUCAUCCCUCCGCAACCGCUUGGUGUUAGCAAACUGUGACAUCAGCAAAGUGGGCGAUGAAGAGUGUGACCCCGAGUGCAACCACACGCUCACCGGCUAUGAUGCAGGCUACUGCAAGCGGCAAACCACACCUUGCCCUGAACACAAGCAAGGAAAUGGGGUAUGUGAUGCAGAGUGCAACUGGGAUAACUACUACUAUGACAAUGGGGACUGCUGCAACCCCAAUAUUACUGAUGUCACCAAGACCUGCUUCAAUCCAGCUUCACCACUCAGAGCCUAUUUGGACGUCAAGGAACUGAAAGAGGUCUUGAAUCUUGAUGGCUCGGUACAUCUGAACAUCUUUUUUGCCAAUUCGUCUGAUGAGGACCUGGCCGGGGUAGCCACUUGGCCCUGGGACAAAGAGGCUCUUACUCAUUUAGGUGGCAUUGUGCUGAAUCCCUCGUUCUACGGCACAUUUGGUCACACCCACACCAUGAUCCAUGAAAUUGGCCACAGUUUAGGCCUCUAUCACGUUUUCCGUGGGAUCUCAGAGGUGGAGUCGUGUAACGAUGGCUGCCUGGAGACCGAGUCCUCUUUGGAGACUGGAGACCUGUGUUCUGACACCAACCCAACGCCCAAGCACAAGCACUGCAGAGAUCCCGAGCCUGGCAAUGACACCUGUGGCCGCCGCCAUUUCAUCCACACGCCCUUCAACAACUACAUGAGUUAUGCUGAUGAUGACUGCACAGACUCUUUCACGCCCAAUCAAGUAUCCAGAAUGCAUUGCUACCUGGAUCUCAUCUACCAGUCAUGGAGGCCAGAUAGCAAACCACCGCCUGUACCAAUGCCUCCCCGCCUGGUGGAGCAAGACAAAGACUCUCUCACUCUGGAGUGGUUCCCUACUAUUACCAGCCACUUCUUCCACAGAGAAGUGGGAUCAGUAUGUGACAAAUGCACAGAGAGGCGAGUCCUACUGCAGUACGCCUCCAACUCCUCGUCGCCCCGGCCCUGUUUGCCUUCUGGACAUUGGAGUCCUCGUGAGGCUGAAGGUCCUCCGGACGUGGAGCAGGUGUGUGAGCCCAGCGUGCGCACAUGGAGCCCCAACGCAGGUAUCGACUCCAGCAGCGUGGGUUCUCCUCCUUGCCCCCUACAGGGUUGCAUGCUUCAGCUGGAGUUCCACUACCCGCUUGUCCCUGACUCCCUGGUGGUGUGGGUGACUUUCUUCUCUCCUGAGGAAACCCAGCUGCCUGCCAUCCACAACAUCCUCCUGCUGACCGUCAGUGGCCUGAACGUCUCCCUGGGCCCACAGAACAUCUUCUGCGACAUGCCGCUAACUCUCAAACUGUCUGUGGAUGAGGAGGUGUACGGCGUGCAGUUUUUCACAGUGGAGCAGCACUUAGAGAUUGACGCAACACUUCUGAUCUCCAAGUCGGAGUGCCCGUUGUGCCAGGCCUGCCAGCCACUACGCUACCAUCUUCAGCGCCAGCCCCCGUUCUCGAAUGCCCCCCAUGGUAUCAUUGUGCCAGAGUCGAGACGCAGAUAUGUGGACAGGGACGUGGAGCCUGGUCAGACUUACACGUAUCAGGUGUUUACUGUCUCAGAACGGGCAGAGAGUGAACCGUCACCACCUCUCACUCACCAACUGGGUCUCCCAUACUGUGGGGAUGGAAGCAUACAGAAACAUCUAGGGGAACAGUGUGAUGACCUAAACUCUGCCAAUGGGGAUGGUUGCUCCAGUCAGUGUAAAAUGGAGCCGUUUUUCAACUGUGUAGAAGAGCCCAGCCUGUGCUACUUCUAUGAUGGCGACGGGGUGUGCGAGGACUUUGAGCGGGAGACCAGUGUGAGGGAUUGUGGCCUGUACACCCCUAGUGGAUUCCUGGACCAGUGGGCCACCGAAGUGGAAGUGUCGCAUGAGGAGAAGAGCCACUGCCCCUCCUCGGUGGUGAUUGGAUACCCAGCAGUCACUAAGACCUGUCAGUCCAAGGCCUUUGAUCUAUUUGACGGAGUGUCUCAAUACGCCUGGUUUCCCUGUCAGGAGGCACAGCAUCAGUCGCAGAACAACCAGUACUGGCUCAAAGCGAACUACUCCCACCCCAUGGUGGCUGCCUCAGUCAUCAUCCACCUGGCCACUGAUGGUACCAGCUAUCUUGACCAGACCCAGUGUAACAUCUCCGUUCAACUGGUAGAUACCAAGGAGCAACUACACAGCCUAGGUGAUUGGCGCCUAAGCUGUAGGAACAACCCUCUGGUGAUCCCAGUGAGUCACGACCUAAGCAUGGCAUUCUACCGCACUCAAGCCAUCCUGGUCAUGUUCCGCUCCCAGCUUGUAGCCAUCUCUGGCGUCGGCCUCCGGUCCUUUCAAUAUUUUGACCCCAUCACCAUCAGUGGCUGCCAGAGCAAUGAGAUCUACAACCCAAUGGGACAAAGGUGUGUCCAUUACUCGUGUGACACCAUUGACUGUCAAGACCCAGUGGUCCAUAAUGCAGAGAUGAGGUGCAGUAGCCCUGGGUACGUCAAUGGAGUUCGCUGUACAAUCACCUGUAACCGGGGAUAUGACCUGCAGAUCCAUAGGGAUGAUGACAUCAUCAAGACACAGUCUGAAUCUGCCGUUACCAUGUCCUGUGCCGAUGGGAAAUGGAACAAGCACGUGACCUGCGAACCGGUGGACUGUGGCCGUCCGGACAAGUACCACGUGCACCCUGCCAACUUUCACUUCUUUGAGGGCACCACAUAUGGCAAAAAGUGCACUUUCCAAUGUCGAGAGCCAGCCCAGUUAGUAGGCUCCAACAAUGUGUUGACAUGUAUGGAGGAUGGGAUGUGGUCUUUCCCCGAGGCUCUGUGUGAGCUGCGUUGUCCGGCCCCUCCCACGGCCCCUAACGCAGUACUGCAGACCAAGCGCUGUAACGCCACCGGUCUCAAGGUGGGAUCCCUCUGCAAGUACAAGUGUAAGCCGGGUUACCAAGUCCCAAGCACAGACAAGCUCAAAAGUCUGGUGUCUGUCCCCAGACGAGCUUUCAAGCUCCAAUGCACAGAGGAUGGCAGCUGGCAGGAAGGUGUGUGUGAGCCAGUGACGUGCCAAGCGCCACCGCCCAUCUUCCAUGGCGCGUACCAGUGCACUAAUGGCUUUAGGUUCAACAGCGAUUGCUGGAUCAACUGCAAUGGCGCUAACCACACGGAUCCCACUAGCAACGUGAUCAGAUGCAGGAAAGAUGGGAAUUGGACAGGCACCUUCCAUAUUUGUCCUCAGUUAACAGGCCAGUGUCCUCUACCUCAUAACCUCAGUCCCAGCAUACGCCUAAGAUGUAGAAAAGGACACAACAUAGGGGAGGAGUGUGAAUUGACAUGUAAAGACAGAAACAAUAAUGUGGUCAUCCUACCCGACAACAUGAAUGCAGAGGCAGUGAUGAAGGAUCACUGGAGGAACCCUCUAAAAGUUAAGACUAUUGUUUGCACUAUGGGCCAGAAGUGGUACCCAAACCCAGAGGACCUUCACUGCAUUAAAGGUUGUGAGCCUUUCAUGGGGGACAACUACUGUGAUGCCAUCAACAACCGAGCAUUUUGCAGUUAUGACGGUGGGGACUGCUGUCAUUCUACUGUCAAAACAAAAAAGGUUAUACCAUUCCCCAUGUCCUGCGAUAUUCGAGAAGACUGUGCAUGUCUAGACCCAGAUGCCCAGGAAAACAACCAAGGGGUCCGUCAACACUCUCUGGGCUGAUCUUUGGGCCCCUGAGUGCCCCAGCAGCCCUCACUCCAUCAGCAUUUCUCUCCCCAUGAUGCUUACAGGAGGACAUCUCCAUGUAUCACACCACAACACAUGCACAUGUUUGAUAACAGUGAGAUCCAAUACGCAGGUUUUUAAGAGAUGGCCCAAAACUUUAAAAGCAGUGUUAGGAUCAUCCAACAAUUCAAACUCAUCAGUGUAAAGCAGGUGGUAAUUUACAGAGAACUAGAAUUGGAGAGGCAAAGCUGGCUGCAAGGGGAUGUGAAUGAAGAUCGGUUGUGUCUGCACUCAACCAAUGCUGCUAGUUUUGCUGCUAUAGGCCAUGUAGCCAUCUUUCUUACUCCACACAUCACAUUUAGACAGUAUUUUUUUCUGGAUAUGUGUACAAUAUGCCUUAAAGCUUACAAUACCACACCUGGCCAAUGUUGCAUGUCUGUCAUAAAGACAGCCACAGUAUGCACUGGGUACUCUCAAUGCUCAAAAAGAACCUGCUGUCAGAUUUUAGAUGCUUUCUAUUUGUUACAUGAGACACAUGAGCACUUGUGUUUUGUUUAUUUUUCAAAAUCAAAGAAAACCUAUUAUUUUGGUUAUAUACAAUAUGUCUGCCUUGUACUAUAGGAUCCUGCAAACACACACACAACCCAUCAACUCAUGUAGAACACCACUCAGUUGCCAUAACCAAAGUAGGUCAGUCUAAAAACUGGGCUUGUUUACAAGAGUCUUUAUUUAGCUAUUGUAAAUACGUAUAUGUCAGCUAUGCAUUUUAAUGUUCUGUAUCAGUAUUAUUUGGAAUUAUGUUACAACUUACAACUCUCUCUAUUUCGGCCAAUAGUGUAUUAUUGAGUCGUCGCAAUGGUUCAUUGUUGCAUAGGUGUCCUAGGCAAAGUCACUGUCUCUAAAGUCAAAGCUCUGUCAUAUAAGAGCUCUUUAUUGUGACAUCAGGAAUGUAUUUCAGGCCUUGAAGCUGUAAAAAUUAACUGGUGUAGGUAUUGUAAUGAAGCUUGACAGUGAACUUUUUUGUUAUCAUGUAACACGUUUGCCUUUUCAUUGUGCUGAUGAUUGAAGAGAGAGAAUACGUUAUUGCACUUGUUUUAUUCUGUACUAUCAGAUUUACCUAGACUUUUACCUGGCCUCAUUUUAAUCAUUUCUUGCUCAACAUGAACCCUGUGACAGCCACCCCACACCUCUCCAAUUGUGAGGUGUAUGGUUGAAAGUUGUGUGCAACUGACGGCUAAAAUAAUGAAAUGUAAUCCUUGACGAAUCAAUGACAUAAGAUCAAUGACAAAUACCAGCUCAGAUUUUAGCAUAAUUUCAAGUGCCAAAAAUAGAAAUUUGAGUUAUGGUAUAUCCCCAUCAAUCUAUCUGAACUCAUGUAAUGGUCAUUUACCCAUAGAUUAUAUUCAGUAGGUAUAACCAUGUCAUGAACUGACAGCAGAUAAGGUGAAAAAUAUUGAAAAAGGUGCUGAACCCUAUUGCUCAUGUGAAGUCGCUCUGCAUAGGAGCUAUUAGAUACUGUUAGAACUAUUUAGAUACUCAUUGCUUAUAUUUUUAACUACCUUCUCUUCUUUCAGAAUAUGCUAUAAUUAUGGCUUUCUCUCAGUCCAGUGUUGCUUAGAACUGUUUGGUAGAUCUUGAUUCAAAUGCACUGUUUUUGAGAACAGCAACUUUUUGCAUUUGACACAAAUGACAAUUAUUAUUUUUUUUUUAUUGAUGGUAUGCUUUUUUCUUUUUUAAUUCUAGUUAGCUUUUUAUCAUUGACCUCAUUUACUGCACUUGUUUUAAACAGUUCUGUCAGAAAAAAAGUGUUUCCUUAAGCUGCUACAGUCAUGUAUUUCAAUUGCAUUGCAUUCUUAUGUCAUUAUAUUAACACUUUUUUUGUCAUUAUUUAAACCUAUUUGAAUCACUUUUCAUGUAAAACAUAAUGGGGCCCUUCUAAUGACAAGGCAUACUAGCUGUUAUAACCAGAGGUCACAUCUUCAGUAGGUUUUAGCAUUGAUCAAAGAAAACAUGUCAUACCAAGCUAACAGUGAGAUGGUGUUAGCAUAGCGGGAAACGCUAGCAGCUGUUAAAUAUGUGACAUCUGGUUUGAACACAUUCUGAAUGAACAGCUACCAUCCUCCUUAAUGAUUACACCACGGUAGAGAGGACAGGAACUGUUUCAUCCAUGUGCUAAAUAAAAUAACUGGGUUGUUUAAAAGACUACAGGUCCAAUACAGUCCAAUACAAUCUGGAGAGCAGGUUAUGGGAGACAUUUUUAUAAAGCAUUUUCAUAGUGCAUAAGAUCUAGGCAAAUGUUUUUUUUUUUUUUUUACAUUUAAUAGUAUUCGAGUUGUGGUUUAAUUAGAUAUUUUUCUUCCCCCUCAUGGUUCUUGGAUUUCCAUUUAAGUUUAGUUAGCUACAGAAUGUUUCUUACUGUAAACACUUACUGAAUAACCAUGGAGCAACCAGUUAAAGGUGCAUAAGUUAAAGGUUUAGGUUUUUUGUAAUAUAUAUUUUGAUACCAUUCUACAUGAGUUGAUUGAUUAUGGCCCAUAGUCUUAUUGGAGAUACAAUGCCUAUGAGGAGUUACAUUUUGUAAAUAUCAUUGCAAAACAUUUUUCAUCAACAAGCCAUAAAAGCCAUGUUGCUAUAGUUGUUCAUAAGCAUUCCAAAAAAGGAAUCUUAGAAUAGGAUGUAGUUCUGCACUUUCCCCACUAGUGUUCAAGUUAGAAUUGGGGAAUGGAAAGCUGAUCCUAGAUAUGUACCUAGAGGGAAACUGAGCACAGCCUUGCUGCAUAUGAGUGCAUUUUGCACGCAUUAUUCCUCUGAGCCUCAGUGGUGUCAUCAUUUUAAUGAUCAUCCACCAAAUAUUUUGUUGAACAUGGACACACCAAACCCAGUCCGUCAAAAACAGUAAACUGCUGACCACUGUAAACUAAACUAAGAAAUGGAAAUGCUCUGUUCACUGUACCUUCGGUAGUAUGUUUCAGCUUGUCUUUUAGGAAAAACAAACUACCUGCCAAAGUGUCAGUCAUUAUUAUUUUGGUUUACUUCAGUGAAAGAAAAAUACAGGAAGGUUUGUUUCAGUAUGUGUAAUGUUUCACAAUUAGAUCAGCUGGUCAGGUAUAUCCUUCAUAAACACAGGGGUACAAAUUUAGAUUUCCAGUAGGACGGUUUCACAGCUGGAGCACAACAUUGGACAAAUUAUUCAGAUAAACCAAGGACAAAUGGUGGUGAAAACACCUACCAAUAAUAUAACUAUGCAACAAUACCACAGGAAGCUGGUGUCAUCUUCAUUCCGGGGAACGGGCUCAUAACAGCUGGAACCGAAUAAAUUAAAUGUUAUCAAAUACAUCACCUUCCCUUAGGCAGUUUUUUUUCCAUGUGUUUGAUACCAUCUCAUUUACUUAAUUCCAGACAAUAUCACCUGUCACCAGCCUCCUAAAGGAAAAUGCACAAACACAUACAGUGGGGAGAAC
This is a messenger RNA of Esox lucius (northern pike), 8448 nucleotides long. RefSeq names its product pregnancy-associated plasma protein A, pappalysin 1b (gene pappab). Lineage: Eukaryota; Metazoa; Chordata; Actinopteri; Esociformes; Esocidae. Bases 95 to 4984 code for a protein of 1629 amino acids. The transcript is spliced from 22 exons. Gene Ontology annotation, molecular function: protein binding; metallopeptidase activity. The record is from RefSeq and is a predicted model, not a curated record.